GAUUGGGGAUUCUAACCCAAGACCGGGAAAGGCUGGCAAGCGAAUACAGAUUGCCGUGUCGGGUGCCCAACCCCCCUUUUUUUUUCUCUUCGUCUUUCUUUCUUCUUUCCCAAUCUGGGCUGACUGUCCGCUUGCCCGUUUCCGGACAAAGCAGGCAGACCUAAUGGCGCUGGGUUGUGGAACGGCGACGGUUGAGUGAAGAGAGUGGAUGCUCGCCAGCGAGCAAGCAUUGCGAGGCAAGCACGAGGCCCGUCGGUCAAUCCUGCCUGCCUGUACACCUGCCUGCCUUAUCCAGCGGUCCACCACCACCAGACCCAUGCUCCAUGCUGCUGUGGAAAGCUGCAACCGGCAAAGCACAGCACAGCACAGCAACCACGCAAGCAAGCACAGCGCAAACACAGCACAGUAGACGUCGUGCGACCCGACCCGACAAACUGAAACCCGCCGCAGUUGGAAAGCCCCAGGGCCAUUCAUUCGUUGGCUGAGCUCCAUGUUGCUCACUGACUCCCGCCCACUCGCUCAAGACCUCUCAGAGCAUCCAUAACUUGACUGGCGGUACCCUUUCCCUAGAGGUACCGACGACCUAAUAACACACUCUCGCAGUGCUAUAUAUGCCCCCGAAAUCUGGGCGCGACUGUCGUGGAUUUUCUCUGUCGCUCUCUCGCUCAAUUUUUCGCGCUUCUUUCGAGACCUCGAGAUCAUUCACAGCGCCACCCAAACCUUGGCUCUCACUGCCUUACCUAGGAUUCAGCUCUUCAUCCUUCUUUUUUCCUCUGGCAUCUUUUUGGCGAUUCACUCAACAGUCUCUACCUCACACUCGAUCUCUCUUCGUCUGUGUUUUUUUUCUCCGGGGCCAUACAAAACCAUCCCCUAGAUCAAGGCACGAACUCUCCCGACAGCCCACCGUCUCGUUGCCCGGCCUGCAUGGCCGUUCUCUAGCGCAGCCACGGCCGGUAUAUCGACCCUGAAAGUGCCACUCUGCAAACUGCUGGUUCCCCCACUGGCCGGUGGGGGCUGGGGUCUUUCCGGUGGUAGCGCCACCUGAGGUGCUGGGUGCUGGUUCAUAGGCGGCGGCGCCCAUACAUACGGCCUUCCUUCCGGCACAGCGUGUGAAACAACCAAUCAGCGGCAAAGAAGGCCCAGGAGCAAGCGCCGCAUGUGUGGGAUCGAGCUUGUGGGAACCAUAUUUGGAGCCGGUGAGCCCAACCUCGGCCCAAGCUUGAUCUGUGGGCAACGCGCUAGGCGAGGUGUCUCUGCGUUGGCGUCGACACCAUGGCCGCAAAGGAUGAGACGAGCCUGCAGCUUUGCCCAUUCUGCGGCUACCAGGCGACAUAUUAUAGCAUGCUUCUUCACAUGGAGGAGCAGCACUCCGAGGGUGACUCGCCGUUCGUCGCCACUGAGGCACCCAGGGACGUCUCGGCACCGGGCGGGGCUGCAGGGGGCGGCCACGAGGAUGCCGACUAUGUCGCAUGCCCCAUAGGAUGCGGCGAGUGGCUCGUACCCACUGAGGUGGCCUACCACGUCGACCUCCAUGCUCAAGAGGAGGGUCUUGACGACCCUGGUGCCACGGGGCGCGAUGGAAGCUCGUCCGCAGCCACCCCAACCACGCCCCAGGAGCAGCAGCAACAGCCGAGACAAAGCCGGCGCGAGCGUGAACCGCAGCCGAAGGAGGAUAGCCGUGAUCGCCGCCAUCAGCGGUCCAGGGACGAUCGGGAAGGCAGCACUCGUCACCACCGCCGCGCAGAUGAUCAUGAAAGUAGCAGCAGCAGCCGGCGCCAUCGCACGAGCGAAGAGCCGACCAGCCAGCCGCAGCCAACCACCCGCCGCUCAACCAUUCAGGCCUGGAGGGAUCUCCUCAGCAGGUCAUCGCCCUCGCCGUCCUCGUCCUCCUCCUCCUCACGACGCCACCGUGACCGCGAUCGGAACAGCAGGAGCACCGCCACGGCCAGCAGCGCCUCGACGAACCCGCCACGGCAAUCCUCACCGCCGCGCAAGCGGCUGGGCAAGGCGGAACUGGGCAAGUACGCGCACGAGGAUGUCAUGCCCGACUGGCUCAUCACGCACCUGAAGGAGGGCGGCGAGGUCAAGGCUGAUGGCAUAUUGACUGUUCUGGAGCAGCUGCUCGAGCAGAGCCCAACGACGCGAUAUGCGUAUCUCUGUCAUCCUGGCGUUCAGCACAUCUCCAAGCUGAAGAAGGAAGGCGGCUUCUGUGGUUAUCGAAAUAUCCAGAUGCUUGUGUCAUUCAUCAUGUCAAGUGGGCAUAUAGGUGCACAUCACUUUGAGCAGCUCCCGUCGGUCUUCAAACUCCAGGACUGGAUCGAGGACGCCUGGGACCAGGGCAUCAACGCGCACGCUCGAAUCGAGACUGGGGGCAUCAGGAUGACGCGCAAGUAUAUUGGAACCCCGGAGGCACAGGCUGUCUUUGGCGUCCUCCAAAUACCAUGCGAGUCUCACGGCUUCAAGAACCGAGAGCCGGGCAGGUCAGAAUCCCGACUCCUCGCCGAGGUCGAGCGGUACUUUGAGACGCCCAGCUACGACCCGGCGUACAAGGUGCGCCGCACCAACAUGCCGCCUCUCUAUUUCCAGCACGCGGGCCACUCCAUGACCAUCGUCGGGAUCGAGCGGACAAAAGAAAGCGAGGUCAACCUACUCGUGUUCGACCCCAUGUUUCGCGACUCGAGCGCCAUCGUGAAGCUGGUCGGGCGCGAAUUUGACCACCGCUUCCCAGACUUGGCCCUGAAGCCGUACCGCCGAGGACACAAGUACCUGAAGAAAUACGAGGCGUUUGAGAUAUUGAAGCUUGCCAAGUUCACGCAAUCAUCAUCGUCAGCGGCGUAGCGGACCCCUGAAGAGACGGAUGCGGCCGCCAUGGCCAUGAUUGUGAAUUCUGGCGUAUACACGUCCAACGACGUGUAUGCAACGGGCAAGAUGCUGGCUGCGCCAGUCUUUACCUUUGCUCCCCGUACCCCGCGUUAUCCUUAAUAAUAUUAGUCUAGUCGUCUUCUUUGCUCUUUUUUUUGCUGUGCUGCCAGCAUCUACAGUCAAGCGAUUCAUCUCACUAGCCAGCGCGUUCAGGUGGGGAGGGCCUAGGUCUUCUUAAUUUUCUCCGUAGACUUUCUUUUGGAGCUGAGGCGGAACGAAACAUAACUAGAGACAAGUCGACGUGCAUCUUUUGUUUGUUUAUGUAGAGAUCUCCUGGUUCGUACUUGAUAGCAUAACCUUGGUUUUUUCUUGUUCUCUUUACC
Messenger RNA from Gaeumannomyces tritici R3-111a-1, 3245 nucleotides. RefSeq lists its product as hypothetical. The transcript is spliced from 6 exons. Bases 1273 to 2838 code for a protein of 521 amino acids. NCBI's taxonomy places the organism in Eukaryota, Fungi, Ascomycota, Sordariomycetes, Magnaporthales, Magnaporthaceae. The record is from RefSeq and is a predicted model, not a curated record.